Messenger RNA from Jatropha curcas, 2295 nucleotides. It is a transcript of the gene E2F1, whose product is annotated as E2F transcription factor 1. Gene Ontology annotation, cellular component: RNA polymerase II transcription regulator complex. NCBI's taxonomy places the organism in Eukaryota, Viridiplantae, Streptophyta, Magnoliopsida, Malpighiales, Euphorbiaceae. Gene Ontology annotation, biological process: regulation of transcription by RNA polymerase II. Gene Ontology annotation, molecular function: protein dimerization activity; RNA polymerase II cis-regulatory region sequence-specific DNA binding; DNA-binding transcription factor activity, RNA polymerase II-specific. The record is from RefSeq and is a predicted model, not a curated record.
CGAACCAAAUUCCCUCCUUCCUUCGUCUCUUCCCUCGUUUUCUGCUCACUUCUCUCUCCCGCUUUUUUAUUUUUUUGUUAUUUAUUUUUUCCCUCUCCUCCCAAACCAAACACACGCACAGAUCUCUUCCGAUUCUCACCCAAUUCCACGAAUCAUUCUCUCGCGAUUUCUCACGUCUACUCACUCUGUAGAUCCUCUCUAUCUUUCUAGCUGAAGCAGCCAAAAACCCUUGAAAGAAUUUUCGAUUUUUCUACUCUUACAGUUCUUUUUUGUGUGUUCGUUUACCUCUGAUGUCAAAUUCGCAACCGCCAAAUCCAUCCACCAGGCAGGCGCAGCAGAGCUCCAUGCAAAAUACCUUGAAACGGCAGCUCCCUUUUUCUUCUAUGAAGCCGCCGUUUUUUCCUCCCGGUGACUAUCACCGCUUUGGAAAUGAGCCCCGCCGAGUUCCAGAUCAUGAAGUUGAGGCCAUCGUUGUUAAACCUCCCCCAUUAAAGCGGAAGAGUGAUGCAACAGAACAUGAAGCUGAAUCUAGUGAGUGGAAUACUGGUCCUGGAUUCACAGAAGUAGUUACCAGUCCUCUCCAAACACCUGUAUCUGGAAAAGGGGGAAAGGUACCCAAAACUUCAAGGCUUUCAAAGAGCAGUAAAUCUGGACCUCAGAAUGCUGCAUCAAGUCUUGGUUCUCCAGCAAAUAAUCUUACACCAACUGGUCCCUGCCGUUAUGAUAGCUCCUUAGGUCUCUUGACAAAAAAGUUCAUCAAUUUGAUCAAACAUGCUGAAGAUGGUAUUCUUGAUCUUAAUAAAGCUGCUGACACUUUAGAGGUGCAAAAGCGGCGGAUAUAUGACAUAACUAAUGUUCUAGAAGGAAUUGGUCUUAUAGAAAAGAAGCUCAAGAACAGAAUUCAGUGGAAGGGACUUGAUGUCUCAAGGCCAGGAGAAGCAGAUGAUAAUGUUGCUAGUUUGCAGGCAGAAGUUGAAAACCUUAACCUUCAGGAACGCAGAUUAGAUGAACAAAUAAGAGAGAUGCAAGAACGAUUAAGGGAUCUCAGUGAAGAUGAAAAUAAUCAAAAGUGGCUUUUUGUCACUGAGGAAGACAUCAAGAGCUUACCCUCUCUCCAGAACGAAACAUUAAUAGCAAUUAAAGCUCCACAUGGAACCACUCUGGAAGUCCCAGAUCCUGAUGAGCAGGCUGUUGACUACCCUCAGAGGAGAUACAGGAUAGUUCUUAGAAGUACGAUGGGUCCCAUAGAUGUUUAUCUUGUUAGUCAAUUUGAGGAGAAAUUUGAAGAGAUUCAAGGUGUUGAGCCACCUCCAAACUAUCCAUCAAGUUCAGGAUUUAAUGAAAAUAUGGACACUACAAUGAUCCCAGGAGAGAGUAGAGGAAAGGAGAUUGAAAUGCAAGGACAAGAUUCUAAUAGAAUGUGCUCAGAUCUCACCACCUCUCAGGACUUUGUGAGUGGGCUUAUGAAGAUUGUUCCUUCAGAAGUAGAUAGUGAUGCAGAUUACUGGCUUCUUUCAGAUGCUGAUGUUAGCAUCACAGACAUGUGGCGAACUGAACCUGGAGUUGAGUGGAAUGAGUUUGGUACACUUCAAGAUGACUAUGGCAUGGCAAAUGUCAGCACACCUCAGCCCCAAACUCCACCACUGAAUCCAGCGGAAGUGCCUCCAAAUGCUAAUACUACUGCAGGCUAAUAUGUAAAAAUGUGUAUGAGUAGAGACGGAUAACAGGGGCUUUUUAUUUUCUUUUUGUCGAGACUCGAGAAGAUAUGAUGCCUAAGCAUCUCCUGAGCAUUAUGAAUGCUCUGAAGGUCGGAUUGGUGGUUCCUGGGAGUUGCAUCAUAAAUGUUCCUUUCAAGUCCCUCAGAGGAACUAACUGAAAAAUAGGAAGUAGCUCGUGCAUUGUACAGCUUGGUCAAGUAAGAUAUGCAAAUCCAUGUAACCCUGGAAGAUACCAGGUCAAUAAUGUAAUUUUUGUGCUCAUCCUUGUAUACUACUGCAAUUUCAGCUUUGUUAUACUCUCAGUACCUUGGCUUGGCAUGUGGUCAGUCUGUAAAAUGAUGUAAGAUAUAGAAUUAUGUGAUAGCAAAUAUUUGAUCUCAAUCAUGAUGUGAAGUGUGUCAUUUAUCAGAAAUUAUGAUAUUGCAACCUUCCUCAAGCUUCAACUCUUGAAUUGCAAACAAAGGGCAUUAAAUGGCUUGGCUCAGUUCAAGUUUUCCAAAUCAAAAGUAGAUUUUACAAAUAAAAUACUUACAUUCUCUAAAAAAAAAAAAAAUAGAAAAAAAAAAAAAAAAAAAAA